Messenger RNA from Cynara cardunculus var. scolymus (artichoke), 759 nucleotides. RefSeq names its product triphosphate tunel metalloenzyme 3-like. NCBI's taxonomy places the organism in Eukaryota, Viridiplantae, Streptophyta, Magnoliopsida, Asterales, Asteraceae. The coding region runs from base 27 to 647 and encodes 206 amino acids. The record is from RefSeq and is a predicted model, not a curated record. The transcript has a single exon.
GAAGUGCUUCCAUCUCCGCCACCACUAUGGAGGUCGAAGUAAAACUCCGGCUACCGGACUCCGCCGCCCACCAGAAACUUUCCGAUCUCCUCUCACCUUACCACACCAAAACCCACCUCCAACAAAACCUCUUCUUCGACACCCCAUCUCUCUCCCUCGCCACCACCCACCUCGCCGCCCUCCGCCUCCGUUUCUACGACCUCGAUUCCCAUUCCGUCCUCUCCCUCAAAUCCAAACCCACCAUCUCCGCCGGAAUCAGUCGCAUCCAGGAGCAGGAAGAAAUCCUCGACCCCGCAGUCGCCCGCGCUUGCGCCGCCGAGCCGUGGAGGUUCUCGACAAUCGCCGACGAUUACAGUUCCGGAAUCUUGGAGAGAGUGACGGGGGAAUUUGGGGUUGAUUUGAAGGAUCUCGUUUGCUUAGGAGGGUUUCGAAAUGUGCGGGCGGUUUAUAAUUGGAAUGGAUUGAAAUUGGAAUUGGAUGAAACGCAGUAUGAAUUUGGGGUUAAUUAUGAGAUUGAAUGUGAGAGUGAUGAUCCUGAUGAAGCUAAAUCGAUGAUGGAAAAGCUGUUGAAUGAGAAUGGAAUUAGGUUUUGUUAUUCGGAGGUUUCAAAGUUCGCCAUUUUUAGAUCUGGGAAGCUUCCUGCUUGAAAUUCGACAAGUAAGUAUAACAUGAAAAUGUUUGAAGUUUUCUUCUAGAAGAAUCUAGAGUCUUCUUGUCUUGUUUGUAGUUGAUUCAUUAUGGUUCUACAAACCCAUUUAA